AUGCCCGCCGCCCCGCCUCUCGCGGCGGCCGCGCGGGCGGCCGCGGCGCCUGGGCGCCUUGGCUGCCACACGGCGUCGGCGGCGGCCGCGGUCGAGCGGCUGGUGCUGCGACUGGUCUGCGACCUGGCGGCCGCGGCCGCCGUGGCCGAGGCGGCGCCCGGCGCUGGUGGCGUCACGGUGUGCGUCGAGCUGGCCGAUCCGACCCAGGCCCGCAUCGUGGAGAGCGGCGGCUUUGCGGCGCGGGUCGACCGCAAGCUGACGCUGGAGGUGUCGCCCCAGAGCAGCCGCCGCCUGGCCAGGCUCCUCGCGGCGCUCGACGCGGUGCACCGCCUCAGCCUGGCGGGCCGCGCCGCCACGCAGCGGGAGCUCUUCUACCGCGCCACGGCCGAUGGCGACGGGACGCUCUUCCCGGGCCAGAAGGUCAUGAACGACCGGGCAUCGCACCGCAUACGCGACGCGGUGGGCGCCCUCGGCAUCGGCCGCCCUCACCUCGGCGUCCUCACGGCGGAGCGCGGCCUCGUUUCGGGCCGGGCGCGGUGGCCUUCCGGCGCGCGGGGGGCGCCGCGGAGUGCGGCGCGGCCGCCGCGGCGUGCGGCGCGGCGUGCAGCACCAGCGGCCUGCCGAUCGGCGAGGCGCUGUUCGACGAGGAGCAGCACAUGGAGGUCGGGUCGGCGCGCUGCGUGCUGGUCGUGGAGAAGGACACCUUCUUCCAGUACCUGCUGCGGGGCCGCCUGCUGUCCGUCCUGCCCCUGGUGCUCGUGACCGGCCGCGGGUACCCGGACGUCCUGACCCGGCGGUUGCUGCAGCGGCUGCAGCGGACGGCGCCGUGGCUGCCCCAGGUGUACCUCGGCGACUACGACCCGCACGGGGUCGCCAUCUUCCUGCUCUACCGCGCCAGCUGCCCCGGGCUGCGGUGGCUUGGGCUGCACGGGGCCCACACCGCCGCGCUGCCGGCCGCGGCGUCGCUGCCGCUCACCGGGCGCGACGGGGCCCUGCGGGCGUCGCUGCUGCGGAGGGCGGACGUGGCGGAGAGCGACGACAUCCAUCGCCCGCCAGCUCCGCGGCAUGCGCCGCAAGUUCGAGCUGGAGGCCCUGCACUCCGCCCUCGGGCACGACGAGGUCGCGUCGCGCUGGGUGCCCGAGAGGAUCCUGCGGCGGGCGUGGAUCUGAGAGGGCUCUCCCGGCAGGCUGUGUGGAGAGGCGCCGCCCGAGCCCCAACGGGCCCGACGUCUUCCACCCGGCGGUGCUUCGGCUUUUCUCGGCGUCGGCCCGCGGGGCCCGUGGGCGGGCCCCGGGGCCAGCAGACCUGGACUUGGCAGCGCUCG
This is a messenger RNA of Prorocentrum cordatum, 1325 nucleotides long. The record is from the annotation of a GenBank genome assembly. Lineage: Eukaryota; Dinophyceae; Prorocentrales; Prorocentraceae.